Molecule: messenger RNA, 1353 nt
Organism: Ornithodoros turicata
Lineage: Eukaryota; Metazoa; Arthropoda; Arachnida; Ixodida; Argasidae
Gene: Nup44A
Product: nucleoporin SEH1-like
Exons: 8
Coding region: 111-1223 (370 amino acids)
Biological process (GO): positive regulation of TORC1 signaling; cellular response to amino acid starvation
Cellular component (GO): nuclear pore outer ring; Seh1-associated complex
Molecular function (GO): structural molecule activity; protein binding
Source: RefSeq, a predicted model, not a curated record
GCCAUAUUGUUAUUUGUGUCUUGGGGCCGUGGGAUGCGCGCGGGUUUUAGUGGUUCGCACAUUUACCUCGUGGUCAAUAUCUGGAUAUUAACUUCCAUAUUAUUUAAAAGAUGCACAUAGCACGAAGUAUCGCUGCAGAUCAUAACGACCUCAUUCAUGAUGUGGCAUUUGACUUUUACGGAAAGCGUCUUGCUACCUGCUCUAGUGAUCAGUAUGUGAAGGUGUGGGAUUUGGACGAUACAGGGAAGUGGCAUUGCACCGCUAGUUGGAAGACUCACAGCGGCUCUGUAUGGAAGGUGACCUGGGCUCACCCUGAGUUUGGCCAGGUUCUGGCAACAUGCUCCUACGACCGCACAGCUGCUGUCUGGGAAGAAUUAGUUGCAGAUGGCACGAGCGGAGCAGGGGAGCGUGGACAGCGGCACUGGCUGAAGCGGACAAGCCUAGUCGACAGUCGGACGUCAGUGACAGACGUCAAGUUUGCUCCAAAGCACCUGGGCCUGAUGCUGGCGACGUGCUCGGCCGAUGGCAUGGUGCGCGUCUACGAGGCGCCGGAUGUCAUGAACCUGAGUCAGUGGUCACUGCAGAGUGACAUUAACUGCAAGAUGUCUCUUAGUUGCAUUUCCUGGGCAGAUAAUAGCAAUCGUAAUCAACCUUCGAUGCUGGCUGUAGGGAGCGAUGAUACAAGCUUUUCAUCGGGAGGCAAAGUCCACGUCUAUGAGUACAGCGAAGGAAGCCGCAGGUGGAGCCGUGUGGAAAGUGUAGUGAACCUGACAGACGCUGUGCAUGACCUCGCUUUUGCACCAUGUGUCGGGCGGUCACAUUAUUUGCUGGGCGUUGCUGCCAAGGAUGUGCGCAUUUUAUCAAUCAAGCCUUUGCAAGUGGACCUGAAGACUGGUCAACAACAACAACAACAACAAGACGGAACUGCUGCCAGGUUUGAGACACGACAGCUCGGUCAUUUCGAUGACCAUAAUUCACUGGUUUGGCAAGUAAGUUGGAACAUCGUUGGAACUAUACUCGCAUCAACGGGUGAUGACGGCUGUGUAAGAUUGUGGAAAGCAAACUACAUGGGAAUUUGGAAAUGCAUAGCCACCCUCCAAGGUGAGGGAAUGACACUCCAUCCAGAGAAGCUGGCAACGGAAGAAAAGCAGGUGGUGGGAACUGGAAUGCGUUUCUCCACUCUGUCUCAAGUCACACACCCUCCACAUGUGCCACGGCAUUAGGAUCCAUUUUAAUGUACAUAUUUAAUGUCGGGGAAGCACUGUUCUGCAUGAUGUGAUUUUGUCAACCAAGUGAUUCCUCUAUAUUUGCUCGAAUCAUCUUUUAUUAAACAUUUGUCUGGAUCAUUGUGAA